AUGUGAUAACUUUAUAUGGCGAGCUUAUACAAGCUAACCUUUGGUUAUUUUUCUUUUCUAGAGAGUGAAACAGCUACUAAAAUUAAAAAUAUAACACAGGAGGUGACCGAAGAAAACGUGGAAGAUGUAAGUCAAGAGUUGGACCAGUAUUUAGAGGAGGUUGACGUGUUGGAGCCGGUAGAUGUGGUAGUUACGUCUGUGGCUUUAGAAAAUAUCACAAGUUUGGGUUCAACUAAUGAAAACGUUACAGACGCUGUUGUUAGUAUUGUCGAUGAGGUUGUUGGAACCACAGACCUAAAGGUACCGCCUCAGACAACCGCUAGUAUACUCAAUUCGUUUGAAGGACAGGUGGGUGUGAUUGCAAAUUCUGGUAUGAAUUACACGCAAGUCGAAGAAAACAUCGCGGUGCAAACGCUAAAUCUUCACUCAAAUGCAAUUGAGAGUAGCUUAAAAUUCGUCGUUGCUGAAAAUAGUACAGAUACCCGUGUAUGUGCUGGUAGUAAAUGCAGUGAAAAUGUGGCAUUUUCAAUAGCUUUACCAAAAAGCAUCUUACAGAUUUCUAAAGGCAAAGACGUGAAUAUAAGCUUUGUUAUUUAUAAAACCGACAAGUUGUUUCGUGUUAAAAGUAAGAGCGGCAGAAACACAACAGGGACCGUUUUAGCUGCAACUGUGUACACAAAAGAUGCUCUACCAUCGGUAUUUGAAGAUCCAGUUGAGCUGACAUUCACUGCACCAGAGAAUUCGUCCUCCAAUGAGUACAAGUGUGCUUUCUGGAAUGCAACUCUGAAUGAAUUUGGCAAUUGGUCUUUUGAAGGCUGCAAACUUGCUGGCGUAUCUAAAAACCAACAGAUAACUUGCGAAUGUACCCACUUGACAAACUUUGCAGUCCUAAUUUUUCCAAAUUCUAAUGAAUCUUCAUUUUUGAGCAUUGUCACUUACAUUGGUUGUAGCAUGUCAAUCAUCGGUCUCAUCAUUACUAUAGUAACCGUUCUUGGUAGCAAAUCGAUUCGAGGCCGUCAACCUCAACAAAUAAUGGUUAACCUGUGUUUGUCGAUGUUGUUUCUCUACAUCGUUUUUAUAUUUGGUGUCGAUACUGCUCGACAUGGAAGCAAAGGAUGUAUCACUGUUGCCGUGCUUCUUCACUACUUUUUACUGACGACGAUUGCAUGGACGGCCGUGGAAGCGGCCAAUAUAUACUACCUAAUUAUUGCCGUAUUCAACCAGCCAACUUCGAGGUUCAUGAAAUUCUCGUUAGCACUUGCAUGGGGCUUACCGUGGAUUCCAAUUAUCAUUAUGCUGUCUGUUGAUAAAGAUUUCUACAAUAACGAUAAAUAUUGUUACAUCAACAGUACUGAGAAGGGUGCCCUAAUCGGAGGAAUUGUUGUGCCAGUAAGUGUUAUUAUCUUUGGAAACUGCGUUGUUUUUGGUUUGGUUGUCAGAAAGAUAUUCAAAAACACCCAAGGAAAAAUUGUUGAUCAUUCACACAAAGAGAUUAGAGAGCGGUUUAUCAACGCAGUGGCUAUUUCAUGCUUGCUGGGGCUCACCUGGAUCUUCGGGUUUCUGUCUUUUGAUCACGAUGGUCAGUUGGUGUUUUUGGUUUUGUUCUGCAUCUUCAACACAUUUCAAGGCGUGGCAAUCUUUGUGUUGUUCUGCUUUAUGCGCAAAGAAUGCAAAGACGUGUGGAAGGCAUGGUUCAAGAAGUGCGGAAUUCGGAAACCGAAGUUUUUCCCGAGUCUUCAUACACGUUCCGAGUACACGGUGAACAGUGGGGGAGAGAUGAGUAAUAUCGGCUCAAGUGAAUUUACACAACAAACCAACGCUUCCUUUAAUUCCGAUUCAAGGUUCUAGUAAUCAUAGGCCUAGAUCCUAAAAUAAAUCAUUGAUAUUACUGUUAUGGAAUUAAAGAUAAAUUGUAUUUCAGUACAUCAUAUAUAUUACUUUAAUACUAUCAUUUACAAUAAAUACUCAGAACUGUUUUAUACUCAUAAUUAUCAUGUAUUCCGUAAGAUAGGCAUAUAAAUACCAGCAAAAGAGUAUUUUUGUGAAUCGUUCCCAUCAAUGGUGUAACCAGGGGGGUUUCAGGGUACCUUAGCACCCCCUCCCCUACCUUUAUGUUCAAACGUGAAAAAUAAUAGUAAAUUAAUGGAAAUAAAUGGCAAUUUCAACAUGAAUAAUUAAUAUGACUGUUAUGGAAUUAUAGAUGAAUUUCAAUAUCAUCUGUAUAUUACAUUUAAUACCAUCAUAUAUAAUAUAGACCCAUAAUUAUCAUGUACGCCUAUUCCGUAAGACAGGCAUAUAAAUACCAACACAAAAGUAUUUGUGUAUAUCAUUAUCAUCAAUGGCGUAACCAAGGGGUUUUCUCGAGUUCAAAAAAUAAAAUAUAAAAUAUAUGGUAUAGUCAUAGCUAUCGAUAUGCUCUGUCAGUGUCAGUUUUAUGCCUUGCAUAAAAUUCAGUGAUAAAUGAACCUUCCGGAUCCAAACUUAACAAAAUGACCAACCAGAAUAGGGCCUGGAAUAGGCGCGUGUGACCAUAGUAACAACAUCCACGGGGCGGGGCUUAGCAAAAAGGUAUAUUGCAAGUGUGGGGACACAUCACGAAUAGGUUUGCACACAUUAACGAAUAGGUUGUGUAAAUGUAAAUUUAUGAAUAUAAAGCAAAUUGGGUUAGUAAAUAGGUAGACUAACCAAGACCAUGCUGUAACUAUGACAAUAUAACAUACCUUUAAUGGUAGUGAUGCAAAAAACAUGCUUAGUAAUCAUGGUUUUGUUUAAUUUUUGAAGUAUAGAUAAAUUGUAUUUAUAUCAUCAUAGGCCUAUAUAUUACUUUUAAUACUAUCGUUUAUAAUAAAUACUUAGAACUAUUUUAGACACAUAAUUAUGAUGUAUUCCGUAAGAUAGGCAUAUGAAUACCAGCAUAUGAGUAUUGUGUAUAUCAUUUUCAUAACUGAGCAACCACCUUUUUGUUUAAAGCUGAAACAAAUAUAAAUUGUAAAUUAAUUGAAAUAAAAGGCAGAGUAAGACGUUAACAUUAAUGUAUGGUGUAGUCGUAGCCUCUUCGAUAUGCUCCGUUCUAGUUGCUUGCCUUGUGUAACGUUCAGCGAGGUAAUAUUUUUAUUCAGCAACCCCCUUUUCAAAAUCUUGGAUACACAACUCUGAUCAUAGAUAUCAUUUUUGUGAGCACUAAUAAAUCUGCAGGUCUCCCUCCAAUUAAUUACCACAAGCUCAGUGUUUUAAUUUGGGGUUGCAGAAAGGUUGUCUUUAAUUGGGCCUUUAAUUUUAGAUUUUUUUUAUAAUAGAUACUCAAAAACAUUACUACAAUUACUAUGCAAUGCGUAAGAUAGGCACAUAAAUUAGCUUGAAAUACUUGUGUAUAAAUGUUCAUUUAUAUUUAGACCGAAAAAAUAUGCAGAUAUGCCUACAACUGUAUUUCUAGAAAACGUUCAGAAUUGUUUUAAUAGUUUUCAUGUUCCUGUAUAAAAUCACAAUCUAAUCCCUCGGCGAUCUAAUUCUUAGGGACUAUAAAAAGUGUUUUGAAGAGGCAUGACCAAUGUUUUCAAUUGUUUUUCAAUUUCCAUUGCAUCUUGUAUCCAUUGGCAAAAGGUGCGUGAUGGUACCGUAUCAACAGGGAAAGUGAAUCUCCUCUAUUGCAUUAGAUAACACAAAUUAUUAAUGUUGCACUGUUACGCACCUUUUGCCAAUGGAUACAAGAUGCAAUGGAAAUUGAAAAACAAUUGAAAACAUUGGUCAUGCCUCUUCAAAACACUUUUUAUAGUCCCUAAGAAUUAGAUCGCCGAGGGAUUAGAUUGUGAUUUUAUACAGGAACAUGAAAACUAUUAAAACA
This is a messenger RNA of Anneissia japonica, 3841 nucleotides long. RefSeq names its product adhesion G-protein coupled receptor G7-like. Gene Ontology annotation, cellular component: membrane. The transcript has 9 exons. Gene Ontology annotation, biological process: G protein-coupled receptor signaling pathway; cell surface receptor signaling pathway. Gene Ontology annotation, molecular function: G protein-coupled receptor activity. Lineage: Eukaryota; Metazoa; Echinodermata; Crinoidea; Comatulida; Comatulidae. The record is from RefSeq and is a predicted model, not a curated record. The coding region runs from base 16 to 1848 and encodes 610 amino acids.